Molecule: messenger RNA, 3020 nt
Organism: Acanthochromis polyacanthus (spiny chromis)
Lineage: Eukaryota; Metazoa; Chordata; Actinopteri; Pomacentridae
Gene: slc25a44a
Product: solute carrier family 25 member 44a
Exons: 4
Coding region: 400-1353 (317 amino acids)
Biological process (GO): transmembrane transport; branched-chain amino acid catabolic process
Cellular component (GO): mitochondrion
Molecular function (GO): branched-chain amino acid transmembrane transporter activity
Source: RefSeq, a predicted model, not a curated record
CGCACCACCUCGCUAAAUUAAAUGACUGUUAGCUGAGCAAACAGAAGCUGUGGGUCACCUGGAAAACUAAACUGUUCUCUGAACAUGUACGUGUUUCUUUCUUUUCUAACAGAAGUUUGUGAAUGUGUUCAGGCAGCCGCUGGUGGAACCGCAGCUCCUGACCUUUCACCUUUCAAUGUUGGUUCGCAGCAGUAAUGGACGGAAGAUAUGACCCACCUUGUAGCUCCGCAGGCCCCGACAGUUAACGCAGCAGCUCGGUUAUCACAGCGGUGACUGCGGACGGAGAAGCUGAGCUCCAUGACGUCCGGACAGGUUUGUUUAUUUGGUGUGAUGGCAGUAGCAGGGCUGACGACUGUAGAUCCGCUGCUUUAGGGGUGCAGCGCUGACCUGGCCGGCACCAUGCAGCAGAAAGGUGCCAUCCAGAUCAUUGAAUGGGAGGACCUGGACAAGAGGAAGUUCUACUCCCUGGGAGUGUUCAUGACCUUGACCACCAGGGCCACCGUCUAUCCGGCCAGCCUCAUCCGAACCCGCCUCCAGGUGCAGAAGGGGAAGACGCUCUACUCGGGCACCUUCGACGCUUUCUGCAAGAUCCUGCGAGCAGAGGGUGUGCAGGGCCUCUACCGUGGCUUCAUGGUCAAUACCUUCACCCUGAUUUCAGGACAGGCUUAUAUCACCACCUAUGAACUGGUGCGCAAGUACGUGUCCCAGUACUCGCCCAGUAACACGGUGAAGUCGGUGGUGGCAGGAGGGGCAGCGUCCCUGGUGGCUCAGACCAUCACUGUGCCCAUAGACGUGGUGUCUCAGCACCUGAUGAUGCAAGGACAGGGGGAACACCUGACUCGCUUCAAGCCCAAACCCAAAAUGAUGCUCGCAGCAACUAAGAGCAGACCAACUUUCGGGCAAACUCGUGACAUCACGGUGCAGAUAUUUGCAGCUGAUGGCUUCAAGGGAUUUUACAGGGGCUAUGUGGCAUCGCUACUUACCUACAUCCCCAACAGUGCACUCUGGUGGCCUUUUUACCAUUUUUAUGCAGAGCAGCUGUCCUUAUUAGCACCAAGCGAGUGCCCCCACCUGAUUCUUCAGGCCGUGGCAGGACCAAUGGCAGCAGCAACCGCCUCCACCAUCACCAACCCCAUGGAUGUUGUUCGUGCCAGAGUACAGGUGGAGGGACGCUCAUCUGUUAUUGAGACGUUCAAGCAGCUGCUGGCUGAGGAGGGCGUCUGGGUGAUGACCAAGGGGCUGUCUGCCCGCAUCAUCUCCUCCACUCCCACAUCGGUGCUCAUCGUGGUCGGAUAUGAGACCCUGAAAAGACUGAGUCUGCGAGCCGAUCUAGUCGAGACCAGACACUGGUGAAAGGCCAGAGAAAACAGGACGACCUCGCAGUAGCCUUCAACUCAACAAAGAUAAUGUUCCAGAUCAGUCUCCAGUCUGGGCAGCUGGUCGACUGUGGAGACAUGUCUACAUGCCUUUUAGAUCUGUGUUGUUUUUAAUACAAGCAGGACGAUGCAGCAGAGAGCAGAUGGAAAUGUUUGUCUUUGAGUACUCCUGGGAGCUACAGGCGUUACUACGUUACCUUUUUCUGUUUGUCACACCUGUUACUUAAAAUGUGAAGAUGUUCAGUCAGUGAAAACAGUUUUUGCCAAAACUAAAUUCACUUUUGAAAAAAACAAAUUGAUUAAAUCUGUCACUUGAAACACGAUUGUUUGGUAGGGGAUAGUUAAAAGCUCUUAUACUGCAUAUUCUGACACCCAGUGAUUCUCAAAAUGUUUUUUCCUCCUACAUGAAUGGGCUUGGAAAGAAAUUCUUCAUACUCAACAAGUCAGGGUUUUAUUUCUUGCUGUGCACCAAUGCAGCCAAAAGCUUGUGAAGAUUUUGGUAGAAUCAGCUGAGUGCAGAGUUUAAAAGAGAGCUACACAACAAUCAGUUACAGUCUGCAAUUUAUUAAAAAAUGUAGUAUUUGCAGUAAGUUUGUAAUGUGCCACAAUCUGGAGAAACAAUGCCUUUUUUCUUUAUUGAAAAGUGCCUAGAAGAGCAGAGAAGACCUUGGUAUGGUAGUGCAUUCCGGUGAAAAGAAACUUCUGUGCAGAGAUUUGAAAUGUAAAGAAGCUCAGCUUUUGUCAAAUGUCAAAUAUUUAAAUGUCAUUAAGAAGUAAUUAGUAUAUUUUCAAAGUGCGAAAAUUGAGCUCAAAAGUAAAUUAAGCAAAUAAUUUUUUUUUGUUAUUCUGUUACUACAAAUAUGGUAUAGACCUCUGUGAAGCCUGAGUUAGAUCAAGGGAGGUUCACUCCAAUGCCUUUCUCUGAGCUGUGUCCUGUGGUUUCUGUUCCCGAGUUUGUAGGGCAGGUUUAUUGUGAAUACUGUGCAUAUAUAUAUGUUUAUAGGGCCAAUCAGGGUAAGAGUAUAACAGGAGAGGUGCACACUAAAGGUUACAGGCCUUAGACCACAUUAAUGAAUAUCCAGUGCUUUCUGCUGUCAGUGAUUCUGUUCAUUAUUUAUACUGUUUGGAUGAUCGGGGAUCAAAUCUGCUGCUGUUUGGUUCCACUGGGACACGUUGCUGGUUUAAGCUGAUGAGGACAGAGAAAGAGUGAAAGGCAGCACCACCACACCAGCACACAAAACUAAAGUACACAGUUGCCUUAAGAGUUCCCCACACACUUCAGGUUUUCGGCAACCUCAGACUGUCAUGUUGUGGAAAAACAACAGCUGGAGAAGCACAUAAAUGUUCAGACUUUAUAACAACUGCCAGAAAACUCAUCUUGGUGAUCUCUGACACUGCCUGCUCAUUUUUAUAAACUGUUUUUGCAGAUAUUAAAAUUCAGUUUGACACUUUUCAUGUGAAUAAGAAUGUUGAACUCAUUUUCUCCAGUUUCUGGAAAGCAAAUUGACAUUUUGCCUGUAUGGAAAAAGUCAGGUGUUUAACUACAGACUACCUGCUCAAAGAAUUGUGAAAUGUGCAGUUUGAUGUUUUAAACACUGAGAACUUGUGGACUUUUGAUGAAACGUAAUAAAGAAUUCAGAAUCA